Messenger RNA from Neltuma alba, 1659 nucleotides. Its product is annotated as NAC domain-containing protein 7-like. The record is from RefSeq and is a predicted model, not a curated record. Lineage: Eukaryota; Viridiplantae; Streptophyta; Magnoliopsida; Fabales; Fabaceae. Gene Ontology annotation, molecular function: DNA binding. Bases 305 to 1363 code for a protein of 352 amino acids. The transcript is spliced from 5 exons. Gene Ontology annotation, biological process: regulation of DNA-templated transcription.
UUCUCGGGAUCUAACUUCUCUCCUUCCUUCCUAGUCCGAGUCUGCUAAUCAAUUUGGACAUCUAUAUAUACUGAUACCAGACACAAUUCCUGAUCAGAGCAGAUUGAUUAAAACAGUUUGGUCUAGUUUAAUUGAAUUGGAUCGAUGAAGUUGUAAAGGUCAUCCAUGGAGGCAGCUUUAAAAUCUUCCCUGCAAACGAGGUUGGUUUGAUCAGAUCUGCAAAUAAGUUCUACCUGGAGUUCUUGCUUUCUCGGGAGAGCCAUCCCCCCACAAUACAUAUCAAGGUUCAGAUAUCUCUGCGAGGAUGAAUGCGUUUUCACAUGUUCCUCCAGGCUUUCGCUUCCACCCCACAGAUGAAGAACUGGUUGAUUAUUACCUAAGAAAAAAGAUAGCCUCCAAAAGGAUUGACCUCGAUGUUAUUAAAGACGUGGAUCUCUAUAAAAUUGAGCCGUGGGAUCUUCAAGAACUAUGUAAAAUAGGAGCGGAAGAACAAAAUGAGUGGUAUUUCUUCAGCCAUAAAGAUAAGAAGUACCCAACUGGAACUCGAACGAAUAGAGCCACAAAAGCUGGAUUCUGGAAAGCCACAGGAAGAGACAAGGCAAUCUACCGCAGGCAUUGCCUCAUUGGGAUGAGAAAGACUCUUGUUUAUUACAAGGGACGAGCCCCAAACGGACAGAAGUCUGACUGGAUCAUGCAUGAGUACCGACUUGAAACUAAUGAAAAUGGGACUACUCAGGAAGAAGGUUGGGUUGUAUGUCGAGUGUUCAAGAAGAAAAUGACAAGCGUGCGGAGAGUGGGGGAGUAUGAGUCACCAUGCUGGUUUGAGGACCAGGUCUCCUUGAUGCAAGAGCUUGAAUCUGCAAGACCAAUUUCUCAACCUUAUGCAUCUAAUUACCACCACCAUCAGUACUACGUACCUUGCAAGCAAGAACUUCAAUUGCAAUAUAACGUAACCCAUCCCCAUGAAGUUUUCCUUCAGCUUCCCCAACUUGAAAGCCCCAGAGUUCCUUACUCAGCCGCUAGUCUGAGUUGCAAUUCAACGUUCCCCUAUGCCUAUGACAGCAACAAUAAUGGAAGUAGCUUGCAGUCACCCAAUUCACUCACUCAGGAAGAGCACACGCCUUGUGGAACCAAUGAUCAAGUGACUGAUUGGCGAGUUCUUGAUAAAUUUGUGGCUUCUCAACUCAGCAGUCACCAGCAAGAUGCUUCCAAGGAAGCCAGCUAUUCCAACAAUGCAGCAGUGCUCCGUGUGGAUGGACCUAUCACUAUCCAGGCAAACGAUCAACCUAAAAGGCCAGAAAUUGCGCAGCAGGAAUAUGCCUCCACAUCCAACUCCAGUUGCCAGAUUGACCUGUGGAACUGAAAAUUUAGAUAUUUUUAGAUGAUGCAUACUAAUUAUAGAGAAUAUUGCAGUUUAACGUUGGAUAAGAAAAGAAAACUAAAGCAAUGCUCCCACUUGGUGUACAUAAUAAUACUUCAUACGUCGUGUAUCCUAAGUGUUUCUACGUCUGUCUGGUAUGCCCAAGGUAUGCAUGAAUACGAGGCAGUCAGAUACACCAAAUACGCCAAUAUAUUGUAUGGCCAAGGGCAUGGUGGAACUGGUCUCUGAAUCUUAAAAGUGAUUUACCUAUUGCAGAUUUUAUGUAAGGUUAUUUGAAA